AUGUCAUCUUCCAAAAGUACUUGUUUUACAUUCACCUUUCUACUCUUUCCCCUCUUCUUUCUUUCUAAUCUAUCCCUUUUUCAUCUACAUUCCUGUUCCCUCAAUCUCUAUCUCCUUCUCUCUCUCUCUUUCUCACUCACACACACACGUCUUCCUAUCGUUAGUACUUGUUUUACAUUCACCUUCCUACUUUUUCCCCUCUCCUUUCUUCCUAAUCUAUCCCUUUUUCAUCUACAUUCCUGUUCCCUCUCUCUCUCUCUCUCACACACACACACAUACCUCUUGCUUUUUAUUUCUCCUUAUUUUCUUGGUCUGCUUCCACCUCUCUUUUGUCUCUCUACUUCCAUCAAUCCUUCUCUUUUCUCUCUUUCUCUUGGUCUGGUCGUAUUUAAUUUCUCUCUAUCUGAUUCUGCCCAUUUAUUUAUCAUUUUUACCCAUCAGUCUUCUUAUCGUUCUAUCUCUACUAAUAAUAGUAUAUCUUUCUACCUAUCUAUUACUGCCUGCUCACGUCUAUAA
This is a messenger RNA of Acanthosepion pharaonis, 516 nucleotides long. The record is from the annotation of a GenBank genome assembly. NCBI's taxonomy places the organism in Eukaryota, Metazoa, Mollusca, Cephalopoda, Sepiida, Sepiidae.